AUAGCUUUGCAUUCAUAUCUCUCUCUCUCUCUCUCCCUCCCCCCUCCCUCUCUCCCUUAUGUAGGCCUUCCUCCCCCAAACUCAUUGCAUCUCUCUCUCUCUCUCUCUCUCUCUCUCUCAUCUCUCUCCCUCUCUCUCUCCACACCAAGGAAAGGAAUGAUGGUGCAACAAAGAGAUGACUUGGGCUUGAGUCUGAGCUUGAGCCUCCCAGGGCCUUCACAAAACACCAACAAGAUCUCCGAUCAUAAUCAGAUGGCUUAUGCUACAAAACCACUGGAGUUAAAUCUGAUGCCUUCUCAACCCUUGAAUCUCCUUCCCAACACCACCACUUGGACCCAUCCUGCUUCAUAUGAUCGAAAAAUGGAGGCAUGCAGAGUGGACAGAAGAUCGUUCCUGACCGGAAUAGAUGUUAACCGGGCACCGGCGGCAACGGUGGAGAUGGAGGAAGAGAACGGCAUGUCAUCGCCGAACAGCACAAUAUCUAGUUUGAGUGGUAAUAAAAGGAGUCUUGUUAAUGAGAAAUCUGAGCUGGCUAAUGGGGAUGAACUUCUAGAAUUUUCGAGAAGUGAUGAUGAAGAUGGAGACAAUUCGAGGAAGAAGCUGAGGUUAACGAAAGAGCAGUCUGCUAUUCUUGAGGAGAGCUUCAAAGAACACAACACUCUGAACCCUAAGCAAAAGAUUGCUUUGGCUAAGCGACUAGGACUGAGACCUCGGCAAGUGGAGGUUUGGUUUCAGAACAGAAGGGCAAGGACAAAAUUGAAGCAAACGGAAGUUGACUGCGAGUUUCUAAAACGAUGUUGCCAGUCUUUAACAGAGGAAAACAGGAAGUUGCAGAAGGAAGUGCAAGAACUAAGGGCACUGAAAUCUUCCCCUCAGUUCUACAUGCAAAUGACCCCUCCUACUACCCUCACCAUGUGCCCUUCAUGCGAGCGCGUUGGUGGCCCACAAUCAGCUACCACAUCAUCCCUGGCGCCAUCAGUAACAACGGCUGAGCCUCUUCGAUCCUAUCCAAUGAGUACUAAUCACCAUCGUCUCCCUUUCAACCCAUGGGCAUCGUCUCAUAGGCCAUUGGACGACGUCCAUCCUCGGACGUAAAAAUGAGUUGGCUUAAAGGGCUCUGCUGACAAUCUACUCGGAAUGCAGUGUUGAAUGAAUCAGGGGCCAUUGCUGUCAUUUGAGUAUCUGUUUAACCUAAUGGAAUAUGCAAACGAAGUUAGAAUCUUACUUAAAGAGUCUCAUGUGUACAUAUUUCUAGCUAUAAGGUCUAAAGAUUUAGUUGUUGCUCCAUAAAUUGUGUUAAAUUAGCAAACCAUCCUUCUUCUCAGUGACUUUAAUGUAGUUUUUUUCAAUUCUAGUCUUUACUAAUUGUCCUUGAUAGAUCAAGAGCAGAUCUUUUGAAAGUUGGAGAAGAGAUGUUUCUCUGUAAAUUGUUCUAUAUAAAAAAUAGUUUCUACCA
Messenger RNA from Daucus carota subsp. sativus, 1456 nucleotides. RefSeq names its product homeobox-leucine zipper protein HAT4. Gene Ontology annotation, molecular function: DNA-binding transcription factor activity, RNA polymerase II-specific; sequence-specific DNA binding. Lineage: Eukaryota; Viridiplantae; Streptophyta; Magnoliopsida; Apiales; Apiaceae. The transcript has 4 exons. Gene Ontology annotation, biological process: regulation of DNA-templated transcription. The record is from RefSeq and is a predicted model, not a curated record. Bases 157 to 1095 code for a protein of 312 amino acids. Gene Ontology annotation, cellular component: nucleus.